GCUUGGACUCGAAUUUUCUGGUGAUACAAAAAUCUGAUUUCCUUUCCGUUCCGUCGUAUUUCGACUCGACUUUUGAACUAAAGACAAUUAUGUAUUAAAAAUAAUCUAUCUUGAAUUCCUUGUCUCGAAUGGAUAAAUAGUGCAUUACAGUUAAAGGGAAGUAAUUGCAAAAGAUUUUAGAUAAUUUGCCCUUUUGGUACGUAUGGAUGGAACCUUGAAAACGAUAUUAUCACAUAAAGUGACAUAAUAUGCUACCAUAGAGCUGUAUAGAAUGUAAGUGACGGACUCAACAGAUAGUUCUCAUGAUGGCAAGUGGAAACCAUCACCAAUAAACAUUUAGCAGGAUAAGCAGACUAAAACAAAUAUUCAAAAUGUCAUCAAGCACAACAAAAAAGAGCUCCCCAAGAGCAAUGCCAGUGGAGACCAUUGUAACGAGAUACAAAUCCAAACAACAACUUCAGGAUAACAAAAAGUCCAAAAAAAUCCAAAAACCACAAGUGAAAAACCCAAAACAAGUCAGGAAAAUAAUAAAAAAAGUUAAACAAAAGCCAGUACCAGUCAUAGUGAUUGAAGAUGAUGGUGAAUUUUAUCCGCAGAAGCUCAAAAGGAAUGUGGAGAAUAAAAAAGUUAUUUUAAAACCUAAACCGAACCUCAAACUUAUUGGAGGGAUGAACAGUUGUAACAAGAGGAAGUUACGGAUGCCACAAAAAGAAGCAAAAUGCAUCAAGUAUGAUUCAGAUUCGUCUAGCGAUAUUGUUCCUUAUUCCCCUAAACCCACGGAGGAGACGGAGCUGAGCGUCAUGGACAUGAUACUGCUCAUAGAAGAGAAGGGCUUGGACGACGAGGAUAUGUUGGAGAUACUGACUUGCCCCAGCCCUGUGUGGUGGGAGGAUCCUCUCGAUGGGUAUAUAGAAGAACCCAUAUUUACAAGAUUAAAGCCCGCGCAGCAGAAAAGCAUUAAGAACCAACUUCAAGAAGAGCAAAACAAAGAAGCUGAGAGAAGGAAACAAAGGGAUAUGGAUUUAUUUUUAGCGUCCAAAGAUUCGGGAAAUCUUGUUAUAUCUGAAACAGAUAUACAUAUUGAAAAUCGUGGUGUCAACUUUGUUAAUAAACGUGGCAAACUAGAAUCAUUGUUAGGUGUUAUUAAAAAAAUAAAAAAAGACAGCAAUUACUUAAACCAAGAUAAUAAUGCUGCAACUACCGACAUUACUAAUAAUUGUGAUAGUGAAUUAAAUAAAAACAAUAACCUUAUUACAGAAUCCAAAUCAAAAUGUAUUGAAGUUGGGGAUUUCAAUAAAAAUAGAGAUAUUACUAAUAAAACAAAUGAAAGCGACAUAUCUGUAUCUGGAACAAAUGAAAUACCAGACAAAGAUAUUGCAGAUUCGGUGAAAAACAAUGAGGAAGAUAAUGAAAUUGAAAAACAUUUUCUAAGUGAUGUAAAUGAAAUUACUAGUAAGAAAAUUCAAAAGGAAAUAAAUGUAAGUAAAGGCGACGUAAUAAAACUAAAGAGUGAUGUAACAUCUGAUGAAGUAUUAAAUGAUUUAAAUAUAAACAACAAUUUUAUUACAAAAUCCAAACUUGAAAAUAAAGAUGAAUCAAAAAUUAUUGAGAAUAGCGAACGAAUAGUAAGUGCCAUCUCUAUACCUAAAGCAAAAAAUGUAGAACCAUUCCAAGAUUCUAAAGAUUCUGUGAAAAAUAUUGAAACAGCAAUUGAAAUUGGAAAAAGAAAUCAAAACGAUGCCAAUCAAGAUAAUAAGACUAAGACUAAGAAUAACACUUGUAAAAAAAAACGAAGAAAAAUUAAUAUAAGGAAAGAAGCUGUAAUAAAAUUGAGCGAUGAUGUUAAAGCUUUUAGUAUUUUAAACCUAAACGAAUAUCUUACUACUGAACUUAAUCCAGAUAAUACUGAAGUAGCGGAAUUAAAUAAACAUGGUAUGGAAAAUUGCGAUGAAAAUGUUGAUAAUACAGAUAACAGAGAUAUUUCUAUACAUUUAGCGAAAAAUGUAGGACCAAACAAAGAUUCCAUGGAAAAUAUUGAAAAAGGUAUUCCAAUUGAAAAUAACUUUAUAAGCAACGCUAAAGUUAGAGAAGCGAAAAACGAUAUAAAUAACACUAGUGGAAAAAAUCUAAAGGAAAUAAAUAUAUGUAAAGGAAAAAUAAUAAAACUAAAGCGUGACGUUGUUGAUAAUCAUACAAAUAAAAGUAACAAAUUUCUAUUAAAGCUGAAAAGUAACGAAGCACAUUUAAAUACCACAGAUGCUGAAAAAAAUAUUGAAAAAUCUAUUGACAUUGAAAAAAACGUUUCAAACAAUGCAAGUCAAGUAAGCGAAGCGCUUAAAUUGAACGACAGCAAUGAAAUUAGUAAUCAAAAUCACACUACAAUUAAUGCGAAUAAAAAAGAAACUAAAAAUAAUGAUGUUGCCAUACAAAAUAAGAAUAAUAAUUCAAUUUUAGAUAUGGAUGUAACCAACGUUAACAGGGAAAAGAAAAGUUCCGAAUCAUCGGAAGAUCAUCUACUAGAUUUAGAAGAAAUACUCAGGUUAGAGAACAUAGAAAUUCCAAUUGCUCCAAUUACGACUCAAAGCGAAAAGAACGAAUCUUGUGUCGAAUUAAAUGAAACGAUUGACCACCAACCAACCGUAAAAGAAAUAUCACCAGCUAAUAUUCAUAAAAUAAUCCGUGAUGGAUGCACUAAAUUACCUUCAUAUAAUUCUGAAGAAGAAGAAGAAAAAACUGAGAAUGUUGAAAAGCGUAUAACGGAAGCAAUAAUAAAGUCUACUAACAAAAAUGAAGCCAAAAAAGUCGAUACCAUGAAGAAAGUUACGUACUUACGUGUUAGAAAACUCGGCACAUUAAACAGUACUAGUAAUACUUUAGCUGAAAUGAUUUCUACUAAUAUCGACGAUAAAAUAGAAAAUAAUACUCCAUUCGCUACAAAGACAAGUCGCGUGAAUGAUGUUUUUAUGGAAACUGAAAAUUCGGAUGCCAAAAGCAAUAGACGCUUAAUGCAACUACCAAAUUCAAACAAUACUCACACUAUAGAUACAAAAGAUAGCUUAAGUUCAGAUAAAAAUUCUUCAAAAGCAGGAACCUUUGAAUCAAACAGUAUAAAUAAUGUAUUUGAUGUAAGCCAAGAAGCUGGUACUGAAAAUAAAGAUGAUACAGAAAUGAACUUCACUGACAAUCCUGUAAAAAUGAAUAAGAUUUAUAAUUCAAACAAUAAUAAUAAAUCCGUUUUCCAAACAGAUAGUGAAGUAAAUGAAACUAAUUUAAGCAAAGCUAUAAAUAAAGAUGACAUCUCUGAUAAGUUUGUUCAAAAUAAAAAUAAAGCCAAUUCAAGUAAUAAUGAUAUUAGUUCUGCUAUCCAAAUGGUUAGUGAAUUAAAUGAAGCUGAUCUAGGUAACAAUGACGUAACAAUUGAAAGCGAAGUUUUUAGUAAAAUAAGAAGAUAUUCAACAGAUUCAGCAACAAGUGACAAAAACAUGUCCAUUGAAUAUCUCGAUAUGAGCAUAUUAGAUGAAGAUGAAACAGAUAAAACAAAUCCAUUAACCCAAAAGCCAAAUAAUGAUCCAGAUUUAAUGAAACCUAAUAAUUUAAAUAAUGAAGAUUCUGAACCAAAUUACAAUGAAGAAUAUUUAAUAGUCGAUGAAGAUCUAAUUAACACGGAAUGUACUAAAGAAAUUGUCAGUAUGAAGCAUGUGAAACAUAUGGGACACGUUUUAAUUAAACAUCAAGGGAAAACCAUGAAAAUCAGCGAAGUUAAAGGUGCCAUACAAAAAAUUAAUAUUGAUACAGAAGAUAAAUGCAAUGAUACAUUAAAAAAUAGUGAAAAAGCUGUUAAAUGUACAAGCAAAAAUAAAGAUAUUAACAAAAUAAGUAAUACCAAAGUUAUAGAAUCAAAUAUAAUAAAAAAAUCUGUUUGUAAUUCGUGUGAUUGUUCAAAAAAAUCAAUUUUAAUAUCCGAUAGUGAUGUUAAAUAUUGCACAGUGUGUUCUUCGAUAUAUGACACAGAUAAUUGUAAAUAUUGUGUGAAGAUGAACAAACUCAGUCCGUGCAAUUGUGAAGUGUAUAUAUGUGAUAGAUGUUGUAUAAAACUUGAUAAUAAACAUGACAUUAUAGAUCAUUUGAAGAAAUGUGAAAUCGUUAGAUAAUUAACCUUUCAUUUCAUAGGGAUGAUGACAGUUUUUUAAAUUGUAUAUAAAUUAAGAGUAUGCUAAUAGUAAAGCAAUUGUGUAAAAGUAACAGGGUAUCUGCGAUCAUUACUUUCGGAGCUACAGGGAUUUAAAGGGUCAGAUUUGCGGCGCUGCCGCGGAUCCCUGAAAAACGCCCCAUACAAAAUGGUACGAAUUAAUGACGUCGUAGGUACAUACUGAUCGUUAGAUUUGAUGGCCGUUCAAACAAAAUUACUAAUAUCUUUGUUAUUUGUGCGUUUAUGUUUAUAGUUCUAAUAUUAAAAAUGUCACAUUUAAUGUAAAGAAGCUGAAACUGAAUGAAUUUUCAUCUAAUUACGAUGAAAGUUUUUUAAAAUUUUAUAAUCUUAUUUAUUUUGCAAGUAUCCAGACAAUCUUUGCUAUUUAUGUAUAAAUUAGUUAACAUUGAUCUUAUUUACCCGAAUGUAUCAUAAAAAUCAAUAUAUUCAAAUAGUCAUCAUCCCCAUUGUCUGUAGCUUUUUGAGGGGGAGGAGGUAAACUCACACAUAGAAAAUAUUUAACACCAAUAAACAUAUCCUAUGUCCUUACACUACACACAACUAUAAAUUUUACCGCACUUAUAUCAUAUUCUAGUAUUCCGUAAAAAAGCAGUGUUUGCUUUUUUCUAUACAGCCAUAAUAGUAGAUUUUUAUUAUAAAAUGCUUUAAAUGAUGAUUGAUGGAUGGAUAUAUGUAUAUAGACAAAACUAGUCCAAGUCAUAUAUCUAUUAGUCUAAAAUCAUUAUUAGAAACGACCUUUACCCAUCAGUUGAUGAUUAUAAAACACUAGCUGCGCGAUUUCACCCGCGUGGUUCCCGUUCCCGUAGGAAUACGGGGAUAAUAUAUAGCCUAUAGCCUUCCUCGAUAAAUGGGCUAUCUAACACUGAAAGAAUUUUUCAAAUCGGUCCUGUAGUUCCUGAGAUUAGCGCGUUCAAUUAAACAAACAAACUUCAGCUUUAUGUUAUUAGUAUAGAUAUGGCCUAAAAACUUCCUGGCCUAUUAAUAACCAUCAUUAGUGAUAGUUUGGCCAGGAGUUUUUGAGGCAACCUACUCGCAACAUAUUUUUUAACAUAUUAAUUUUGAUAUAAAUCACUUUCAUCUAAUAAACAGAUGGGUGAAGGUCGUAUCUAAUACGGAUGUCCUGUAUUGGAGAAAUAUUAAAAUCAAAAGUUAAAAUCACUUUCAUCUAAUAAACAGAUGGGUGAAGGUCGUAUCUAAUACGUCCUGUAUUGGAGAAAGAUUAUUUCAUUUUGGACGAUUUGUACAUAUAUUGCCUUGUUAAAUACAUUGUGCGCGCCACUGAAUGGCUUGUUACAAGGUUUUUUUUCUGUUCAAGCAAUAUGAUAGCUUUACAUAAUAUUAUUAGUAAAUUAGGCAAAUUGAAUGUAAUUCACGUAUCAUAAAUGUAUUUCUCUCUGUUUGUAUAUUUUGAAAGUUAGUUGUGAUGUAAAAAAAGAAAUAUAAAUAUAGUAAAUAUAAAUAUAAAUUAAACAUAUAUAAAAA
Messenger RNA from Bicyclus anynana (squinting bush brown), 5692 nucleotides. Its product is annotated as homeobox-like protein HDP1. NCBI's taxonomy places the organism in Eukaryota, Metazoa, Arthropoda, Insecta, Lepidoptera, Nymphalidae. The transcript has 5 exons. Bases 372 to 4151 code for a protein of 1259 amino acids. The record is from RefSeq and is a predicted model, not a curated record.